Messenger RNA from Myodes glareolus (Bank vole), 1452 nucleotides. The record is from RefSeq and is a predicted model, not a curated record. Lineage: Eukaryota; Metazoa; Chordata; Mammalia; Rodentia; Cricetidae.
CAGCUGGGACGGUGCACCGCCGCUAGAGGACGGCGUGCAGGGAGAGGGCCAUUUCCCAGACCCGCCCCCUCGGCUGCGGGAAUGCUAAAGCGUGGCAGGGGCCGGCCGGGGAAGCGGAGGAGGCGGGUCUCCAUAGAAACCUCCACCUGUUUCCGGCCAGGCUGAGUGAAAUUAGGGGCUGUAGCGGGGGCCAAUCUCAGCCAGCUCGCUUCUUCCCGGCGGCCCCUGCGGGAGCGGUGGGUGUUGUACACAAUCAUCAUGGCGGCGGCCGGAGCCCCGGAUGGCAUGGACACGGAGGCUGAGGCUGUGCCCACCGAGGCGCCCGCACGGCCCCUCAACUGCGUGGAGGACGAAGCAGCGGCGGCGGCGGCGGCGGCCGAGGACUCCUGCGACGCGCGAGGCAGCCUGCAGCCGGCCCCGGCCCAGCCCCCUGGGGACCCUGUGGCUCAGGCCUCGGUCAGCAACGGCGAGGACGCAGGCGGCGGUGCGGGCAGGGAGCUGGUGGAGCUGAAGAUAAUUUGGAACAAGACUAAGCACGACGUGAAGGUCCCGUUGGACAGCACGGGUUCCGAGCUAAAGCAGAAGAUUCACUCCAUUACAGGUCUCCCACCCGCCAUGCAGAAGGUCAUGUAUAAGGGACUUGUUCCUGAAGAUAAAACGUUGAGAGAAAUAAAAGUGACCAGUGGAGCCAAGAUCAUGGUGGUUGGCUCUACUAUAAAUGAUGUUUUAGCAGUAAACACCCCCAAAGAUGCUGCCCAGCAGGAUGCAAAGGCUGAAGAGAACAAGAAGGAGCCCCUCUGCAGACAGAAGCAACACAGGAAAGUGUUGGACAAAGGAAAGCCUGAAGAUGUGAUGCCAUCUGUUAAGGGUGCCCAGGAGCGCCUGCCAACGGUACCCUUGUCUGGCAUGUAUAAUAAGUCUGGAGGGAAAGUGAGACUCACCUUUAAGCUAGAGCAAGACCAGCUGUGGAUCGGCACUAAAGAGCGGACUGAGAAACUGCCCAUGGGCUCCAUAAAAAAUGUGGUUAGUGAACCUAUCGAAGGACACGAAGACUACCACAUGAUGGCGUUUCAGUUGGGCCCCACGGAAGCCUCUUACUACUGGGUGUACUGGGUUCCAACUCAAUAUGUGGAUGCAAUCAAAGACACUGUGCUGGGCAAGUGGCAGUAUUUUUGAAAGCACUUUCACCUCUGGCCCAGGAGACUGACCCAAAGUGAAGGACAUUGCCGGGAGAGGUCUGCAGCAUCCCUGGAUUGCAGAGUUCUGGGACUUUGUUCACACACAAAAAAAUCUCUAUUCAAUCUGAGGUGAUGUGGUGACUGAAGCCAGAGGUGAUGUACUUUCACCAUUAGCUUAAUUUGAACUUAAAAUCACCGGUUCCCUUUCUUGCAGUCAGCUUACCAUUUUUAAAGUCAGUAUGGUGGAAAUUAAUAAAUCCAAGUUUCGAACAUG